Anopheles coustani is the source of this 683-nucleotide messenger RNA. RefSeq lists its product as uncharacterized. Bases 243 to 683 code for a protein of 146 amino acids. The record is from RefSeq and is a predicted model, not a curated record. The transcript is spliced from 3 exons. NCBI's taxonomy places the organism in Eukaryota, Metazoa, Arthropoda, Insecta, Diptera, Culicidae.
GGUAAUCGCCAUUUCUGUGCCAUUUUACCCCUCCAAACACUACCCCCGCCCCAGGCGAACUGAGUGCAAGUUCAAGUUCAAGCCGUGUAUCGCUAAGAAACCCGGGCAGGAUCUUGCGCUGAAGUCCUGAAGUGAUUGACCUCAGCCUCCGGCGAGAGCGCAGUGUAUUCCUUGUAGCUCCGAACUUCGUUCUGUGCCGUUCAAGUGCUCCGUUUGUGGACGUGGAACUUCUCUGCAUCACGAUGAAGUGGAUGAUUCUUAGCUGCCUGGUCGUCGCCAUGGUGAUUCGUGCUGGCGAUGCCAUGCCGGAUAAGUACAAGGAUUACCCGAAGAAGGGCGGCUAUGUGCCGGUCUACAUUCGCUACCCGAACCAACCGUUGGGCUCGAUCAGUCCCGAGCUGGCCGCCGCUUUCCAGGAGAGUUCCGGGCGAAGCUCGCGCGGCAAGCUGAUCCAGGAAUUAAACCGUCCAGUACGCUUUUCCUCGGAGUCGAGCAGCGACGAGGAGCUCCGCAACGACAUCAUCACGCAGAAGCCGCGUGUCGAUUCUAUCAGCAGCGAAAGCAACUCGAACUCGAACGAGUCCUUCUCGUCGGAGAAGGAAGCGAAGGCGGCCAUCAAGGAGCUGCUGAAGAAGAUGAACAAACUGAGCAAGCAGGCCACGGUGAAGGGAAAGAAGAUUUAA